Messenger RNA from Salvia miltiorrhiza (redroot sage), 2439 nucleotides. RefSeq lists its product as uncharacterized. Lineage: Eukaryota; Viridiplantae; Streptophyta; Magnoliopsida; Lamiales; Lamiaceae. Gene Ontology annotation, cellular component: cytoplasm. The coding region runs from base 271 to 2115 and encodes 614 amino acids. Gene Ontology annotation, biological process: peptidyl-serine phosphorylation; peptidyl-threonine phosphorylation. The transcript has 8 exons. The record is from RefSeq and is a predicted model, not a curated record. Gene Ontology annotation, molecular function: protein serine/threonine kinase activity; ATP binding; protein tyrosine kinase activity.
GUUUCGAAAUUGGUAAGAGAUCUUUCUCUCCAAUUCGUUGCCUUCUCUUCUACACCUUCAAACACAAGAAAACAAACUACCAAAAAAAAAAAAAAAAAAAAAAAACACCUCUCUCUCUCUCUCUCUUCUCUCUCUCUACACUGUAUAUUACUUCGACGACCAACUGCUGACGAGCUAUAUCAGCUAUCAGGAAUCAGCUCCGACGCCAUGAGCCCGCUGCUCCUACUUCUUCAUCUCUCUCUCUCCUCUUCAUCUUCUCUCUCUUGAAACAUGGCGGAGCUGGAGCUGGAGGCGGUGCUGGAAUUCCUGAGGGAGAACGGCUUGUCGGAAUCGGCAUCAGCGCUGAUGGAGGAUGUGAUGGAGAAAUCGCGGGUGGGGGCUUCGGAAUUGGAGAAGUUCAUCUUCCCAAUGGCGCCUCCGCCUCCGCCGCUGAGAAUUCCGCCGCCUCGGCGGCCGGAGGAGGGCGGGGAGAGCUCCGGCGACGAGUUCGUCAGCCUCGGCUCCUCUACCACUGAAUUGUGCUCCUCUGAGUUUACGAAUCCAUACGCUGUCCGAACGAGUCGUGCAGCUUCGCAGACCUCGUCUGAUGGACUGACUCAGUUUGGCACGGCUCGAGAUUACCCUGAUUUUGAUAUGCAGAAUGACCUCUUCUGGUACAAGGAGAAAGAUGAAGACUUUGGUAUGCCACAGCCCCAAGCUGGUGGUGAUUUAAGCGAGGAUAAGUUUGUAACGGCUGUGCAGACGGGGGAGGAUCCAGCCACGUAUAAUUUUAUAUCCGUUGAGAGCAUCAGUAAUGUAGGAAGCCUAUGCACAAGGGACACUUUGAGAGAUGAGGCUUACAAAGAUUAUUAUGAGUUGGGUGAUCACAUUCGACUAGAACGAGGAAUUCAGAAACAGAAUUCUGCUUACGAUUGGGUGGGAGGUUUUGAUAAUGGUCACGAGAAAAGUAACCGGCCAAGCAACAACGAUGACUUUGACUUUAUGUAUGAUGGAGUUAUAACAGGAGAGCUUGAUGAGCCUCAGGCCGGGGUAAAUGAAGAGAAUGAUGAUGACGAGCUUCACUUGUACGAGGCAAACGAAGAUGAUUUUGAGAUAUUUAAUCUGAGAAUCAUACACCGGAAAAACAGGACCGGGUUUGAAGAGAACAAGGAAUUCCCGAUUGUGAUAAAUGGUAUUAUAGCAGGUAGAUACUACGUAACAGAGUUCCUCGGAUCUGCUGCGUUCAGCAAAGUAGUCCAGGCACACGACCUAUACUCGGGGAUGGAUGUUUGCUUGAAGAUCAUAAAAAAUGACAAGGACUUCUUCGACCAGAGCUUGGAUGAGAUCAAACUUCUGAAGUUUGUAAACAAGCACGACCCUGCUGAUGAACGACACAUUUUACGCCUUUAUGAUUACUUCUACCACCAGGAGCAUCUAUUUAUUGUUACUGAACUUCUCAAAGCAAACUUAUAUGAAUUUCAGAAAUACAACCGGGAAUCCGGUGGAGACGCCUAUUUUACAUUGCACAGGCUGCAGGUGAUAACUCGACAGUGUCUGGAGGCGUUGUCAUAUCUGCACGAUUUGGGAAUCAUUCACUGUGAUCUUAAGCCUGAGAACAUCCUGAUAAAGAGUUAUCGAAGAUGUGAGAUAAAAAUAAUUGAUCUUGGCAGCAGCUGCUUUCAGAGUGACAACCUGUCCCUGUACGUUCAAUCUCGUUCCUAUAGGGCUCCCGAGGUUAUGCUAGGCCUUCCCUACGACCAAAAGAUCGAUCUAUGGUCCGUUGGCUGCAUUUUGGCAGAGUUGCAUUCCGGAGAGGUGCUGUUUCCGAACGAAGCAGUUGUUAUGCUUCUUGCACGAAUGAUCGGGCUCCUUGGUCCAAUCGACGUGGAAAUGCUGCAGAACGGCCAGGAGACCAGCAAGUAUUUCACAGAUGAUCAUGAUCUUUAUUGUUUCAAUGAGGAAACGAACGAGCUGGAGUAUAUUGAAGCCGAGGGGUCCUCGUUGGAGCAUCACCUGCAGAUAUCGGAUGCCAUUUUCAUCGACUUCUUGAAAUACUUGCUCGAGAUCAACCCGAAGAGACGGCCUACGGCGAGAGAGGCACUGCAGCACCCUUGGCUUUCCCAUUUAUGCACUUGACUUGAGGUAAAUUUCUUCUUGAGAUUUUCUGUUCCAAAAGAUACAUUUGAAGAAUAUGUUUCUUAUUAACUGAAGAGGCUGUUUGUAUAUUUCCGGUGCUUAUUUCAUAUGAUGUAAAUAGAUGCUUUGAACUUUCAUCACAGAGCCAAAAAAAUUAGGGAUUUAAAUUUUUUCCCCCCUUUUAAUUACAUUUGAUAUGGAAGUACAGAUUAAUAUCAAGCUAUGAUCAGAUCACAAGAUCUGAGUGUUGUAAAUUUCUUUGUAUAAUCUUCCUUGACAUUCAGAGAAUUGAAAGUUUGCUCUUGUACUUUUUGAUUUGUCAGA